Messenger RNA from Galeopterus variegatus (Sunda flying lemur), 735 nucleotides. Its product is annotated as protein FAM170A-like. Gene Ontology annotation, cellular component: nucleus. The transcript has 4 exons. The record is from RefSeq and is a predicted model, not a curated record. Gene Ontology annotation, biological process: fertilization. NCBI's taxonomy places the organism in Eukaryota, Metazoa, Chordata, Mammalia, Dermoptera, Cynocephalidae. The coding region runs from base 1 to 735 and encodes 244 amino acids.
AUGAGUUAUCACAAGGCACAGGUCCUGCAGAGCUCUAGCAAGAGACGCCAAAAUAGCAGAUAUCUGGAAGAGGAUACUGCAGGAAUCAUAGAAUCAGAUGAAAACACUCCACAGCCUGGACCCUCUGGGUUGACCCAGGCCCACAGCCAGACAGCAGAGGACUCAGACUCAAAAUACUUAUCCUCUGCCUCUUUUGAAGACAAGCUUGAUCACAAUGAAUCCUGCAAGUCUCAAGAGAAUGCUCCUGAGAUAAGUGUGGUGGUCCCAGCCCAGGCAGAAAUUCCUCUGCUUCUGAACAUUUGUACUGUGUCUCCUCGGCCAGCGAGCUCAUUCUUGUUGAUGAGGAUGGUAAGGGAGGUGCAAAGGAACUCAACUGACAGUGAGUGCAGCGUGGACAGCAAAGCCCAAGAGGAAAGGGAGGAGGAGGCUGACAGCUCAGCAGAGCCUGCAGCUCUGGAGGACAGUUCCAGGGCCAGGACACUGGAGAUGCUGGACAGUGCCUUCAAAUGCAUGGCCUGCUGCGGGGUCUACCUCAGUUUAGAGGUCCUGCAGGUGCACGUGGAGCAUGGGGUCCAUGAGGGCUUUAGCUGCUGCACUUUCCAUCUUGCCUUAGCCCAGCUAAAGAGGAAAAGGAAUGGGAAAGGGAAGGAGAACAAAAUCAAGACGACAACAUCUGUAUGCAACAGGGAAGAACGCAUGGAUGUGGAAACAUCCUCAUGCACAUCAACAGACUGA